AUGGCGUCAGAAGCGAUCCCCGUUCACACUGAUCCACGAAAAUUAUUAAAAACCCUGUAUUAUGCAUUACAGGCCAAAAGUCUCAUCUGCACAGUAGGGGUCUCUGCGGCUGAAAACUGUAAUCAUACAGAUUAUACUGUGGCUUAUGAGGCACUUUUUCAACAACUUGGCUUGGACAAGAAUGGUGUUCAGAUGACCCACAUGCGGCCUUUGUCCUGGGGCCCUGUGACCUGUGUUUAUGUGGACAUGUAUGUGACCUCCAUCAUAGAAGUGAAUGAAAAAGCACAGAGCUUCUCGACACAGGUCAAAAUGAUGACUGCUUGGUCAAAUAGGAAUAUGGCGUGGGAUGAAGAGGAGUUUUGUGGAAUGGAGACAUUAGCAGUCCCAAAAGAAAUGUUUUGGACUCCAGACAUUGGUAUAGUAGAAAGCAUCAAGACAGAGUCUGGAACAAAGGAGUUUCCAUAUGUGCACUUGAUCAGUUAUGGCUAUACAGUCUCAUCUGACGUUUUAACUCUGACCACAGCCUGUAAGAUGGACCUGUACAGGUUUCCCUUCGACAUCCAAAGCUGCAAUCUAACGCUUCAGUCUUCAGCGCAUUCAGUUAAGGAGCUUACAAUAUACACAUUGUAUGGUUCCGUAUGGUUAACUCUCGCGUCGAAGCAGACUUUUCAGGCCCAGGGAGAGUGGGAACUCCUCAGUAUAAAUAUGAUUAACUAUAAUGCCACUUUCAUAUGGGGGGUCAAGAAUCAGCUGAUAUAUCAGAUUACCAUCAAGAGGAGACCUCUACUUUAUCUCAUCAAUUUCAUGCUACCAAUAUUUUUCUUCCUCGUGCUGGAUGUGACCUCCUUCUUCAUAGAUGCAAAUAAAGCAGACAAACUGAGCUUUAAAGUGACUUUACUCCUGUCUAUUUCUGUGAUGCUGCUGAUUCUUAAUGACACACUGCCCUCUACAGCUGAUAAAAUCCCACUGAUUGGGGUGUACUGCAGUGUGAUUUUCAGUCUCAUUGGUAUCAGCAUUCUGGAGACCAUCCUUGUCAAUUUUCUGAUGGUUAGAGGAGCUGAGAGGAGAUCAGUUGCAUCAGUGGAAACUACAUCUGCUGUUACUGCCCAAGAUGACGGUGUCAGAGACCUGCAGAGCCCUCCAGAUUCAGUUAGAGAUCAGACUGAAGACCAAUCUUGUAUCCUUGACCUUCUAAAGCAGAUCCUCUCUGAGUGCCGGGCUGCAACUCAACACAACCAACGAGAGAAGACAUCUCUGUGCUGGACCAGAGUGGCAAGAAUCAUAGAUGUGACCUUCUUCAUUCUUUACAUAAUCACCAUUAUUGUGUUUCUGUGUGUGCUUGGGAAG
This is a messenger RNA of Sinocyclocheilus rhinocerous, 1347 nucleotides long. Its product is annotated as 5-hydroxytryptamine receptor 3A-like. Gene Ontology annotation, molecular function: extracellular ligand-gated monoatomic ion channel activity; transmembrane signaling receptor activity. The annotation marks the transcript as partial. The record is from RefSeq and is a predicted model, not a curated record. Gene Ontology annotation, biological process: monoatomic ion transmembrane transport. NCBI's taxonomy places the organism in Eukaryota, Metazoa, Chordata, Actinopteri, Cypriniformes, Cyprinidae. Gene Ontology annotation, cellular component: membrane. The transcript is spliced from 9 exons.